GAUGCCAGGAAAGCGACGCCGAGUUGAGUUGUUUACUUCGCGCACAUGCAGAGCGUCUUCAGGAGGGAAAUUUACUUCUGCUUACAAGAUUCGCAGCUGGUUUACCUAACAGAUAUUGUGUUACUAAUCUAACAUUAAUAUCAGACGUAUUCGUGAUAAUGGGUGAUAAAAGAAAGAAGCAAAAUGGAGAAGUUCCAGAGGAUCGUGGCAAGGACGAGGAUGUUGGUGCCGAGGGCGAUGAGACGACUGACGAUGAGGGAGGUGUGGACACUCCUCCCCCACAACAACCUGAAGAAGAAGAAGACGACCAACCUGACGGAGAGGGCAAUUAUGAGGUUGAUCAAAUAGUUGAUAUGGAGUGCAAGAAACGUUGGAAGUGCCCUGUUAAAUUUCGAGUGAGAUGGCUUGGUUAUGGAGAAAAGGACGACACCUGGCUACCGGCUUCAGAGCUCAGUUGUGAUGACCUUAUUAAUGAAUUCCUAGAAAUUUCUGGAAGAACGUCAGAAUUUAAGAGGAAGUGAUUCCUGCUGGGACAAGAUCUCGCAAAGUGAAGACUAAAGCUGAGAAAAAGGUAGUGAGACCUCCUCCUAAAAAAAAGACUAGGAUUACACCUGCAAAAGGAAAAACUCAUGGAGCUAGGCUAAAGGAUGAGCCGCAAGAAUAUGAGGUGGAGGCAGUGGUUGAUCAUCGUGUGCGUGGACGCUUCACAGAGUACAAAGUUAGGUGGAAGGGUUUUGGACCGAUGGAUGACUCUUGGCUACCUGAAGCAGAACUCAAGUGUGACAACCUCCUCAACAAAUACUUCAAGACUGCUGGUCGUAACUUAGAAGAGUCGUAUGAGGUAGAGGCCAUUAUGGGACUCAGAGAAGUGAAAGGUCGCACAGAGUACAAAGUUCGGUGGAAAGGUUGGGGUUCCAAGUACGACUCAUGGCUUGCGGAAGAUGAACUGAAUUGUCCUGACAUUCUGAAGCGUUUUAAUGCAACACUCGACAAAUUGGAAAAACAGGAGGAUUGGCAGGUGGAAAAAAUUUUGGAAGAACGUGAAAAGAAGGGAAAAAUUGAGUACUUGAUUCAGUGGAAAGAUUGGGGACCCAAAUAUAACACCUGGGAGCCUCAGGAAAACCUUGCAGGAUGCCAAGAUAUUAUGAAACGCUUCAAGGAUCAACAGACAAAGGAGAAGGAAAAAAUGCUGAAGGGAGGACGCAAGAUGCGGGAAGAUAGACCAACAACGCAGAGAUAUGUUGACAAUUACUCAGAAGGAUCUCGUUCUCGCUCACGCCGAUCUGGAAAAAAUCGCUCUUAUUCAGAAUUCUAUGAUCAGUGAUUUUUAUUAUGGUUGGUCUGUUUCAUAUUGGUUGAGACUAAGUGAAAUUGAAAAAUGUAGAAAUGAGUAGUUGUAGAUUUAACUGCAUUAAUAUUAAGGAUAUCAGAUUGUCUUUAAACUAAGAUAAUGUUUCAUUUGAAGGAAAUUCCUGACAUUUUAUAGCUAAAUUAAAUUAAAGAGAAACCUGCAACCGGAAGUAAAUUUUUGCUUUCAAGAUAAUUGCAUAAGAAGUUGGUUGAUUUUUUCUGUGUACAUGCAGACACAAAUAUAAUGUUACAGUACAUGCUUGUACACACACACACUAUUAUACUUACUCCCAAUACAAGCACCUAUACACUUACCCUAUAUACCCUCAUAUCUAUAUUCAUACAUACCCAUACACCCUCACAUGUAUGUGUAAACAUGAAAAUAUAUACAUAUUUGCCUGUAUGAUGUUUAUGUUUAAAGGGAGUACACAAUAUAUUUGACUUCAUUUGCAGUGAGUAGGUUGCAAAUAAAGUUGUAUGGUAAAUGUUAUGCAUCUAUCUGAUAGCUUUUGUACUGCUUUGAAAGCUGGGCACCAAGGGCAGGAUUUUUAACACAAACAACAUGUACCGGUACACAUUUUUUAUCGUGUGCUCUAUCUCCCUCUUCCUUUUGUGUGUGUGUGUGUGAGAGUGCGUGCGUGCGUGCAUGCGACACAAAAAAGAAUUCUCCUGAAAGAUAAGUUGUACUUUUACUUAUUUUACCUUAGAAAAUAGUUUACCUAUUGUUUAAAUGGAUUUCAUCAGUCUACACAGUCAUGUCAGUUUUCUUUCUGAAGUAGAACUUACAAAACAUUUUGAAUAUCUUUAUAAAAAAAAGAUUUCUUACUUUAGCCUAACUGUAAGGAGGUGCCUAUUUAUAAAAUCUAUACCACAUCUUCUAAUGAUAUUACUGUAGUGGGGGAUAUAAAUGACACUUGUUUUAUAUUAUGAGAGUUUUAUGAAUAUACAGUACAUGUUAACAAAUUAUUGUAGUCUGAACUUAAUGAACCUCAUUUAAUUCUACUCACUGAAUAAUAAUGACUAGGGUGUGGUAUUAGCAUACAACAGUUACUAGGAUAGAAUUUUAUGAAUAUACAGUACAUGUUAACAAAUUAUUGUAGUCUGAA
Messenger RNA from Homarus americanus (American lobster), 2456 nucleotides. Its product is annotated as M-phase phosphoprotein 8-like. Gene Ontology annotation, cellular component: pericentric heterochromatin. NCBI's taxonomy places the organism in Eukaryota, Metazoa, Arthropoda, Malacostraca, Decapoda, Nephropidae. The record is from RefSeq and is a predicted model, not a curated record. Gene Ontology annotation, biological process: chromatin organization; negative regulation of transcription by RNA polymerase II. Gene Ontology annotation, molecular function: chromatin binding.